Molecule: messenger RNA, 3093 nt
Organism: Nanorana parkeri
Lineage: Eukaryota; Metazoa; Chordata; Amphibia; Anura; Dicroglossidae
Gene: TMTC1
Product: transmembrane and tetratricopeptide repeat containing 1
Exons: 19
Coding region: 1-3093 (1030 amino acids)
Biological process (GO): protein O-linked glycosylation via mannose
Molecular function (GO): mannosyltransferase activity; protein binding
Source: RefSeq, a predicted model, not a curated record
AUGAGUAUGAGAAGUGGCUGGCAGGUCAUUGACAACAAGGUACCUCCGGAUACCUCUAACGAUGUGGAGCAGUUGGCACAAAGGGCGAGUAUGGCUAAUGGUGGGAACCAGAGUGACAUCAAACAGGUAGCAAAUAACCCCAGAAGUCAUAAGGGGUCCAGGAACCUGCAGAACUCACCCACAGACCUGUGCACCAAGAAUGGACAAAGUGUCCCAACCUUCAUCCAGAAAGGCCAUUCCAACAGUGGGAUGAUGAGUGUCCAAAGAGAAAGCCCCAGGAACACAUCCAAUGGGGUGGGAAAGAGUCAUUGUGCAGGUGGGAUUUGGGAUGACGGUCAUAAAGCAGGACUCAGAAGACCCAGAAAUUCCCCAUUUCCCAAAGUGGUCGAUCUCGGCGCAUGGACGUUUGCCCUUCCGGCCUUGGCGGCAGGUCUGUGCUUUGCCGGAUCUCUUUUUGGGGAGUUUGUCCACGACGACAUCUGGGCCAUCCUCAAUAACCCGGACAGCCGAGCGGAGACCAACCUCAGCAGGGUCUUCAGGAAUGACUUUUGGGGCAAAGCCAUGAAUGACAACACGAGUCACAAGUCAUAUCGCCCGCUGUGCGUGCUGAGCUUCAGGAUGAAUGUGUAUUGGUGGGGUCUGGAUCCCUUUUAUUUCCACAUGGUGAAUGUCGUGUUACACUGCCUGGUCAGCUCAUUGCUCUGUUACGUAUGCAGUAGGACCGUAUUUGAGGGCCGCAGACCGGCAUUGGGCACCGCACUCCUUUUUGCUGUGCACCCAGUUCACACCGAAGCUGUAGCGGGCAUUGUGGGCAGAGCGGAUGUCUUGGCUUGUUUGCUGUUUCUCUUGGCGUUCCUUUCAUAUGUAAGGAGUGUUGAGACGGAUCCGGCCACAGAUCAUUUUCCUGGUACGAGGUCGCCUCUCCUCCUGCUUCUCAGUCUGCUCCUGGGUACCUGUGCCAUGCUGGUGAAAGAGACAGGAAUCACAGUGUUCGGCGUCUGCCUGGUGUACGACCUCCAGAUCCUGUGCCUGCGAAGGCUGAAAAGGUUGCAGUCUCUGGAGCGCCAUAUAAAGGAUCUGUGGGCUGUGGCUGUUCCCUUCCUGAGGAGAGCAGCGCUGGUUUCCUGCCAUGUGAUGGUGGUGUUGGCUUUCCGCGUUCAUAUCAUGGGAGGCUCUAUGCCAUUGUUCUCAGAGCAAGACAAUCCGGCUUCCUUCUCUCCUUACAUCCUCACCAGGUUCCUGACCUUCUCCUACCUCCUGGCAUUCAAUGCCUGCCUGCUUCUGGCCCCCAUCACCCUGUGCUAUGACUGGCAGGUGGGCAGUAUACCCCUUGUCCAUUCCCUCUGGGACAGACGAAACUUGGAGACACUCGUCCUGUUGGUGGUACUCCUAUCCCUGGGCCUGCACUGCCUGGCAGCAAGAAAGAGGACUGGACAUCGGGAGGUUUUGGUGGGUCUUCUCUUCCUGGUGUUCCCCUUCAUACCAGCCAGCAAUGUCUUCUUCAGAGUGGGCUUCGUGGUGGCGGAGCGAGUUCUCUACAUGCCCAGUAUGGGUUUCUGCAUCCUAUGUGUCUACGGAAUGAAGGUCCUUCACACACGAAGCGGCCCACGCCGAUCUUCUGUUCUCAUCCUCAGCUUCUUUCUUCUGCUGCUUCUUUUCUCCUGGAAAUCUGUGUCACAGAGCGAGUGCUGGCGUUCACGGGAGUCCCUGUUCAGGUCCGGUGUGCAGACCCUUCCACACAAUGCCAAAGUGCACUAUAACUACGCCAACUUCUUUAAGGACCAGAACCGAAAACAGGAGGCCAUAGACCACUACAGGACUGUCCUGAGGUUAUAUCCACAACACUCCAGCGCCCUCAACAACCUUGGAACAUUGACCACCAAUUCCACUGCAGCCGAGGAAUAUUACCGCAAGGCCCUGGCAAUCAGCCCGCAACACAGCCGGGCACUGUUCAAUCUCGGCAACCUGCUUCGGACGCAGGGACGGAACGAGGAGGCAGAGCUCCGCCUGAAGGAAUCCCUCCUCUAUGGUCCUUAUUUUGCAGAUACCUACUCCAGCCUGGGGUCACUGAUGGCUGAUCAGAAACGUCAGCAAGAAGCAGAAGAAGUCUAUGUGACAGGAAUCAAGAAUUGUCCAGACAGCUCGGACUUGCAGAACAAUUAUGGAGUGUUCCUGGUGGACUUUGGAGCUCCGCAGAAAGCUGUGUCUCACUAUCUCCUAGCACUUCAGCUUCGUCCAAAUCACCACGUGGCCAUGCUGAACCUCGGACGCCUUUACCGCUCACUGAACCAAAAUAGUGAGGCUGAGAAGUGGUACAAGAUGGCUUACCAGAUAUCUCGGGACAUCGAUGUCAUCACCCCUCUUGGAGCCCUGUAUUAUAACACAGGGAAAUAUGACGAGGCUUUACGUCUGUAUAAAGAGGCAGCGGAACUUCACCCAGAGAGUGUCCAGAUACGCCUGUCACUGGCACAAAUCCAGGCAGUGGUGAGUCAGUCGAAUGAGGCAGAGACUCUAGCUCUUCACAUAGCAGCAGAUUCCCCUGACUGUAUAGAAUGUUACCGUCUCCUGUCCGCCAUCUACAGCAAGCAGGAGAAAUACACCAAGGCUCUAGAAAUGAUCGAUGUCGCUCUGCAGAUGAAACCAAAAGACCCCAAAAUAAUAUCUGAUCUUUAUUUCACGAAAGGGAACCAACUGAGAGAGCUCAACCAGCUGGACAAAGCCUUUCAGAGUUACAGCCUUGUAGCUGACCUGAGUCCCAAGCAGGCCCAGGCCUGGAUGAACAUGGGAGGCAUCAAACACAUUCAGGGGGACUACAUUGCCGCUCGAGCCUAUUAUGAGAAAGCCUCAGAUUUGGAACCUGACAGCAAAUUGCUUAAAGAGAAUUUUGCAAAACUGGAGCGCUUAGAAAGCAAAAUCCACAGAAUAAAGACACAAGGUUCUGGUGGACAACAAGUAAUCAGAGAGAGCACUGAGAGAGAAGAGAAGACAUUCAGCAAAGCGGAGGGCAGGACGUCUGAAAGCGUCAUUCAAGAAAAAGAAUAUAGCGGGACAGGACCACAGAGGAUAAAACAAAGGAGAACCGGACAGGUUUGA